AUGCACGCAGGAGGAGGAGGAGGAGAUGAAUUUCCAGAAGGCGGUGGAGGUGAGUUUUCUGAAGGCGGAGGAGACGAUUUCUCGGGAGGUGGCGGAGGAGGAGAGCUGUUGCCUUCAUUAGGUGGAGGCGGUGGUGAUUCAGACGCCUUCGGCGGAGGAGGAGACUUAGUGGGCGCCGGUGGAGGUGAACCGGAGUCUACCGGUGUGGGAUCAGCUGGAGGUGGAGCAUCAGGCGGUGGAGGCGGGGGUUCAGAUGCCGGAGGAGGAGGCGGGGGUUCGGAUGUAGAGAGUAUGUAUAGAAGGGUAGAUUAG
This is a messenger RNA of Raphanus sativus (radish), 312 nucleotides long. RefSeq names its product glycine-rich protein DOT1-like. The transcript has 2 exons. The coding region runs from base 1 to 312 and encodes 103 amino acids. The record is from RefSeq and is a predicted model, not a curated record. NCBI's taxonomy places the organism in Eukaryota, Viridiplantae, Streptophyta, Magnoliopsida, Brassicales, Brassicaceae.